Molecule: messenger RNA, 3547 nt
Organism: Cydia pomonella (codling moth)
Lineage: Eukaryota; Metazoa; Arthropoda; Insecta; Lepidoptera; Tortricidae
Gene: Chi
Product: LIM domain-binding protein 2
Exons: 9
Coding region: 663-1754 (363 amino acids)
Biological process (GO): nervous system development; negative regulation of transcription by RNA polymerase II; positive regulation of transcription by RNA polymerase II
Cellular component (GO): nucleus; transcription regulator complex
Molecular function (GO): LIM domain binding
Source: RefSeq, a predicted model, not a curated record
AAAUGCAUUUACUACAAAUUGAAUUUUUCCGCGACUAAAAUUACCGGUUUUUGAAAUCACUAAUUAUAUCGUCGACUUUAUGCAACUUCUUAAUUCAUAAUUGCGGCUUGUUAUGGUUGAUUGACUAACAAGAUAAUAUAACGAAAUAAUUGCCGCACCACAAAUUCCUUUUUUAUUAAUUGAUCCACGCGUUGACGCGGUCACAUUCGCACGUCAUUAUGACGUAGUCAAACAGAUUGUCAUCUAACGUUUAAGAUAAAUGAAUGAAAUAUUAGAACUGAAAUUCAUUGCAGACAAAUUGAGGCAAGAAAUUUUCAUGGACACGUCUCGUCUGUUAUUUAUAGACGUACUGUUUGAUUUGUAUACCGCGUGGCGUCGUAGCUUACCUACAUAAUCUACGGCCGUAGCUCGCGGAAUGUAUGUACAUCUUGCACUAUGUAGAGCAUUGUGACAUGACGUGAAGCUGAGUGAAGUGAUUAACAAACCAAAGUGCCCAAAGUUAUUUAUUAAGGAAGAUUAUUUAUUUACAAAUUUAUUUAUGAAAAUUAAUUAAAUUUAAUAAAAAAACGGGAAAACCGGUAAACAGUCCAGUCUCUAUAGUUCUAAAUUCAAAGUGAAGUGCAUUAGUCAAAGGAUGACGACAAGUUGACAAAGUGGCCUACAUGCCGGUGGCGCUGGGCUCGCUCGGCGGCGAGGGCGAGUACCGCGAGUACCACCACCUCUCGCCGCACCCGCUGCAGUACCAUGAGUAUGCGCCGCCGAUUUACCAUCCUGUGCCGGACCCUUAUUACAGACGGCACACUCCAUAUUUCGGACAACCGGAUUACAGAGUUUACGAACUCAACAAGCGGUUACAACAGAGGACAGAGGAUUCAGACAACCUCUGGUGGGACGCGUUCGCGACAGAGUUCUUCGAGGACGACGCCACGCUAACGCUCACCUUCUGUUUAGAAGAUGGACCUAAGAGAUACACAAUAGGAAGGACGCUGAUACCGCGCUACUUCCGCAGUAUAUACGAGGGCGGAGUCUCAGAGCUGUACUACACGAUGCGGCAACCCAAGGAGUCCUUCCACAACACCAGCAUCACGCUGGACUGCGACCAUUGUACGAUGGUCACGCACCACGGGAAACCCAUGUUCACUAAGGUGUGCACAGAAGGUCGGCUGAUCCUUGAGUUCACGUUUGACGACCUGAUGCGCAUCAAGUCAUGGCACAUGGCGGUCCGGGCUCAUCGAGAGCUCAUUCCGCGCCAAGCUGUCCAUCCUCCAGACCAUGCUGCCCUGGACCAGCUUUCCAAAAACAUCACACGUCAGGGCAUCACCAACUCCACGCUCAACUACUUGAGGUUAUGCGUGAUCCUGGAGCCGAUGCAGGAGCUGAUGUCGCGGCACAAGGCGUACGCGCUGUCGCCGCGCGACUGCCUCAAGACCACGCUCUUCCAGAAGUGGCAGCGGAUGGUCGCACCCCCUGAGUCGCAGCGGCCGGCGAGCAAGCGGCGCAAGCGCAAGGGCAGCGCGGGCGCCAACGCGGCGCCGCCCGCGCCCGCCAAGAAGCGCUCCCCCGGACCCAACUUCAGCCUCGCCUCACAGGACGUGAUGGUAGUGGGCGAGCCGUCGCUCAUGGGCGGCGAGUUCGGCGACGAGGACGAGCGGCUGAUCACGCGGCUGGAGAACACGCAGUACGAGGGCGACGGCGUCGAGUGGAGCGCGCCGCCGCCCGCCUCCCCCGCCAAGACCCCGCCCGGCAACCACUGACGCCCGUAGACUGCACUACGAGACUUGCUACAACCACGCGCUUCUCUUGCCACGGGGUGAUGUCAAAAUUUAUCAACUUUGGUGUUAUUAACCGGUGAGCCGGUCAAUGGAAGCACUUGAAGGUGAUUUCAAAAUUUAUCAACUUUGGUGUUCUUAACCGGUGAGCCGAUGUCAACGGAAGCACUUGAAGGUGAUUUCAAAAUUUAUCAACCUUGGUGUUAUUAACCGGUGAGCCGGUCAAUGGAAGCACUUGAAGGUGAUUUCAAAAUUUAUUAACCGGUGAGCUGGUUAAUGGAAGCACUUGAAGGUGAUUUCAAAGUUUAUCAACUUUGGUGUUCUUAACCGGUAAGCCGAUGUCAAUGGAAGCACUUGAAGGUGAUUUCAAAAUGUAUCAACCUUGGUGUUAUUAACCGGUAAGCCGAUGUCAAUGGAAGCACUUGAAGGUGAUUUCAAAGUUAAUCAACUUUGGUGAGCCGGUCAAUGGAAGCACCUGAAGGUGAUUUCAAAUUUUAUCAACUUUGGUGUUCUUAACGGGUGAGCCGAUGUCAAUGGAAGCACUUGAAGGUGAUUUCAAAAUUUAUCAACUUUGGUGUUAUUAACCGGUGAGCCGAUGUCAAUGGAAGCACUUGAAGGUGAUUUCAAAAUUUAUCAACUUUGGUGUUAUUAACCGGUGAGCCGAUAUCAAUUGAAGCAUUUGAAGGCCAAGAAUUUAGAAGCAGCAUCAUUUUGUUAACGACUAGGAAACGCAUUAUUUUUUUUAUUAAAUAUUUUUAUGUAAAUUUAUGUAGUCGCACUACUAUACAAACUGAAAUAGAUAUUAUAUAGGAAAGAAAAAAUUACCAAUGAACGGAUCAGGAAGGUGAGAAAUGUUAUAAAGAUAAACGCGCCUAGCUUUUUAAAGAUACUUAAGAAUUUCGAUCGAUUCGACCUCCGUGAUUUGAUGGUUCGGUUAUGCUGCUGCGAAUGCAGAAGAAGCUGGUUCAAUCACAGCCUAGGACUGGAGACUUUAGUCAGUUUUCCUUUCGAUAUGACAUCAAUUUCAGUUUGUAAUUCUUUGGCGUGGUCAGAUACAGAAAACAUAGUUAGAAGAAGUUCCUAAAUACUUUUUCAACAUUUUUUUGUUUGAUGUUUGCUUACAUUACAGAGCCAUUUAAUCCAUUGAGAUUCCCAAUGGUAAAAUAUUGGGCUUAAGUUGACUAGCUGGGCAAGAACAAAUAAUUUAAAACUUAUAUCCGGUUUAAAGUGCAUUUAGUUGCUAUAAAUCACAGUUAUGUACCUCAAUACUGUGUUGACGUUAGUAGACGCUAAGAAGUUAUGAAUUUUGACAAAUCACUGUCUAAAAUAGCAAGGAAACAUCUUAUGGAUAACAGUUUUGCUAAAAUUCAGGGUAAUAUUUAAUUUAUGACUACCUUCCGUUCACAAUAGAUUAAGAAUAGAGAUCUAAAAUAAAAAUCAUUCAACAGAUGUUUCCGUUGCUUUCGAAUCUAUGGCAAGAGAAAUCGUGAAAACGCUACGCGUAGUCUGUGGGUCUUGUCGUCUCGAAAAGCGGUGGAAUAUCCUAUCCCUGUCUGACUGCAGCUGUGACUGAGUGAGUGAAAGGGACCAGACGGCUAUCGUGUUUUCGGAUCGAUCACAAGCCCUGUACGCGUCCUGGAAGGCGUCAGUGCUCCAGACUGUUUAUGAGCCCCUGGUACAUUGUAAUUUUUUGACUUUUACGAAACGCGGGCACACAUGGAUUAUUGUCAACAGAUAUAAAUAAAUAAAUAUAGGCCUUUACGGAUAAAAUAAGUUAA